AGGUUGAAACAAUUAUUUAGAUUUUAAUUAUAAAGUGAAUGAUAGUCAUAUUAAUAUCAAAUUAAUAAUAAUGAAUAUAUUGAUAAUAUAAUGAAUUUAUUUUACAUUUUGUUCAGGUUAUAUUGAUUUAUUUAAUAUUUGAGGUUAUAUUAUCUAUUUAACUAAUUCAAAUUAAUAAGUUUUUAAUAUAAUUUUUUAACAAUUAUAAAAAUAAUAUUAGUAGUAUAUUAAUAUAUUUGAUUUUGUGAAGAUGAAUUUUCUAUGUGGCAUUGGUGCAAUAUAUCUAUGAAGAAAUUUAUAUUUUCUAUCAAUAAUGAUUGGUAUAUAAAUACAUAACAGUGAACAUCAUGUCUUCUACAAGAAAUGAGGAAAAAGUUAUUUUAGAAGCAGAUACUGUUUUCUUAUUAAUGAAGAAAGGAUUUCCUAUAUCCCGAAAUGUAAGAGCACAGUGGAUGUUAGAACAUUUAGAUACUGUAAUAAGUAUUCAAUGUUCAAAUUUCAAAACUAAGGAAGCUGCAGAAUUAGAAACUGUAUCUGUGCUACCAAAAAAUAAACCUGAAUCUUGGUCUUCUGAAACAAGUCACCAGUAUCUAUAUAAAGUGACUUCUACAACUUCAAUAAUAUUUUUGGCUCAUAAGUACAGGAUGGUGUUUAAUUUGGACUUAAGUCCAUCUCUUGCAACUGUGGAUAUACAACAUGGUGAAAUAGUCAUAGAUGAAGUAUAUAUAGCAACAAAACAUUUUUUGGAAAGUAUUAUCAAACCUUUUACAAUACCAGGAAGCAAAAGAAUAAUACAACCAGAAAUUUAUGUAACUAUAAUAGUUCAUACGCCUUUUUUUAUAAAUCCUGCACAACAAGUUCUAAUACAAGGUUGGCUAGUAACUGUGGACAAUAUUAAACAACUUACUAAUUUCAUAGAGAGUCAACUUCAUAUAUUAGAAGAGAAGGUGGCUUGUGUUACUUCUGUAGCUAUUCAACAAUUGGAAAAUAUAAAAGCUGAAAGUGAACGUCUAGUCGGGGGACUUUUUGAAGAAAAUAGCACUUGUUUGAACAAAAAUAAUAAUACUUUUGCUGUUAAUACUUCAAUAAUUUCCCCAGAAUCAAGUUUUAUUAAUAUGUUAAGAUACGGAAUGUUAGCUCUUACUUUGCUACCGGAACACAGUUGCGCACAUAUGAUAAUUGUAACAGAUGGUAUUGUUGGAAAUACCGAUGUUCAUGUCUUAGAUUCUGUUAUACAACAAUUACGUGCAACAACAAUCGCAUGCAGUUUUCUACAUGUUGGAAGUACAUAUCAUCCACAUUGUGCUGAUGGCUUAAUUCCAUAUCAAGAUUUAUUACAUUUUAUUGCAAAAGCUACUUUGGGUACUUAUAUGUCUUUUAUUCCGUAUUCUGUACAUAUGAAUGGAACAGAAAUGAAUAUUUAUCACAAAAACUUUUUAUGUUGGCAAUUAUAUCGUAAAGAUUGUAAUCUUAUUAUACCAGAUUAUUCAAAUUGGCAUUCUACAAAUUUAUUAUUUUACGAACAAAAGUCAACACAACUUUUACAAAAAAAACAAAUUGAAGAUAAAGUUACUUGUACAUUAAGCAGUUUAUUAUGUUGUCGACUUCGAGAAGGAUAUUUGAUAAAACGUGCUAAUGUGAGAGAUGAAAUACUUGAAAUUUGUUUUGUAUUAUUGUGGAAAUCCAGUGUUUUACUGGAAUACAUAGUAACAUGUCCUUGGUUAACGAAAUCAUUAUCUGCAUCUAAUACAAUACAAUAUACAAUUUCAAUAGAAGCUCCUUAUGAAUUCUUACAUGAUAUUACAUGUUUAUCAAAAAAACCAUUAAAAUCGCAAUAUCGACAAGGUGUUGUUAAUCGGUUUUGGGCAACUUUAACAUCUCUAACAGAAGGUGACAGUAUGCUUGCACACUUUAGCUGGUUUCCAGAAUUUGGAUGGACAUGGUAUAGUGUACCAGAUACUAUUAGAAGCGGUAUGCCAGUUUUUUAUCUAUCAGCUUAUCCUUCACCUAGUACAGUGCAACUUAGUGAUGCUGCGUGCCCACAAUUUGGACAAAUUUGGCAACCUGUAGUGUCUUUGAAUCCUUUACAAUGGGCUCGAUGGAUGCAUACACAAAGAGUAACAUUGAUUUUAUCACAUGAUAGACCAUUGCCAAGACAUUUACACCAAGCAAAUCAAAGUGGUCGUUUUCAAUGUGUUCAAAGUCGUCAAGCCGCUGCUGUUCUUUAUGCUAUGUUAAAAAAUUGGGCAACUUUCGUUCUCGUUGAAAAUCAUACAUAUGUACAAUUUAUUUAUCGAGAAGCUGAUAAACCUCCAGUUUCGUUCUCAUUAAUUCGUAUUAAUUGCAAAGCACUUUGUGUUAUUCUUAACAUUGCAUUUGCAGCUGGAACAGAAGGAGUUGUUCGACACAAUGUUGUUGUCGAUCUUUUAGAUCGAUUAUCUAAACUUACUUUACCAAAUAGACCUACAGAACAAAAAGAAACACCAUCUUGUACUAUUAUUCAUAAAUCUUUAGAAAAAAUUUUAAUUAGAUAUGAACGAAUGCCAAGUGACUUGAAUUCAAUUAUAUUUCCUGAUGGGACUCAAACUACAUCGAGUAGACUUACGCCAAUGUUAGGUGGUAUUUUGACAACUAGUUUGUCUAGAUAUUUGUACCAUAAUCGUUGGAUUUGGCAUGUGAAACGACCUUUCGUACAAACUAUUCCUGGAAUUAUAUUACCAAGAUUAAAUAUAACUGCAAUCGCAAGAAUUCUUUCUACAAUUACAAAAAUACGUUUAGCUGAGGGCUUCAAUUUUACAUAUUCAGCAGCGGGUAUUAUAAAUAUGGUUCUUGAAGUAGAAAUGCAAGGAGUUGGUGAAAAUGAUACAUCAUAUCCAUGUAUCAUUCAAUAUAUCUUGUUUCCGCCACAUGUUGCCUCCAAUACGACAUUAGAACGUGAUAGUACAUCAGAAGAAGAUACUGACGAAGGUACUGCAGAUGGUGAAGUAAGUGUAGAAGAUGGUGAAGGUUCUGGCGAUUUUCAAAUUAUUUCUGAAAUUUGGAUUGAACCUCAAUGUGGUUAUUGUCAACUACCCGCACAAUCCACAGCAACAUAUUUGCAUCAUUUGCAAUAUUAUGAAAUUCCAGAUGCAAUUACUCGUAUAGACGAAGAAUGCAUCAAUUCUUUAUUAACUUUGGAAUAUUUGAGUUUACUAAGUCAAAUAAUACCAAAUGAAAAAAGUACUGGGAUUAUUUAUGGACAAGUACCUCAUCAUGAUGUUAAACUAUCAAAAAAAUUUAACAAAAAUAUCAAGACUAACAAUAGCAUUGUUGAAGAAUCAUGUGAAGGUCUACCAACUAUUGAUGAAAGGAUAUAUAUGAUGCAUUUUUCUUUUGAUACAUUGAAUAUAUUGCCAAAAUGUCAACAAGCUGAACUUUUAUUUUCAAUGUUUGCUGAUGAUACGAUUGACAAUGACAAAGAGAAAAGAAGUGCAAACAAGAUACUAAUGGACAAUUUUUUAGAACAUAUGAAACAAUUACACAAUAAAGAACUUUUAUUAACUUCAGCUGAAUCACAAAGAUUCACAAAAAUGCUUCUUGAUAGACGUAGAAUUGGUGGUCCUGUUUUACCAUUUUUUUCUCAAAAAGAUAAACUUUCUUCGAAUAUUGAUUCUAAUGCUUAUCCACGUUGGAAAUGUUUUAUCAAAGGAAUUAGCACAACUCAUGUAAUUAUCACUAUUUUACCUGCAUCAGAAAAAGACGUGCGUUUAUUCAUAUCUCCUUUACACAAUGAAGAACAUUUAGAAAGCAAUUUAGAACAAAAUUGUGAAUCUGUUAUAUUUAAUAUGGAUUUAUGCGAAAAUACUAUGUGCUCGAAAGUUUCCACAAUGGACAUUAAUACAACUGAUUGUUCACAAAAUAAUGAAUCGAAAUUACAUGAUCAGUGCAUCGAAAACAAUAUCUCAAACACAGAUGCACAAAAAAAAUUUCAUGAUUCUGAAGAAUCUCUCGUUAUUCCAGUUUACAUAUAUGAUUGUUCGUUGGCUUUGUUAAUUGAUACAUUGGUCGAUAAAUUAAAGAUAUCUCAUAAUAAGGACAUUUAUCAAAAUCAUACGUUCAGAGUUGGUCAACAAAUCUGUAAAGAUUUUGUUGAAUUGAAAUCUGAUUAUAAUUCGAAACCUUCAACCCCAGAACCAAAGAGCGAAGAUUCUGAUAAUACUUCAAGUGAUCAACGAAGCCUUAUGGAGCAUUGUAAGUUAUUAAGUUUGGCUCACUGUCAUUGUUAUGUGGUCGCAGUUUAUAAAUCAUUGGUGUUGCAACAAUCUCUUACAUAUGAUGAUAUGGAAGCAGCAGUAGAACAAUGCGAAGAAACUUUAAUUGAGAUUAAUAUAACAAAUUAUUUGCGAUCUGUAUGUAGGCAUUUAAGCAAAUUGUCGGACAAAAACUUAUUAGACGAAAUAAAUUCUUUGGCAUGUGAUGAAGUUAUACCAUUGCAUAAUUUAAUCAAGGAAAAGUUUGAAAAGAUAAUUACAGUUGCCUUUAGACCUGUACCGGCACAUCCAGAAUUUUAUUUUUGUUGGCCAUCUUGGUCAGAGAAUGAAACGGAUAUUGCAGAAUUUCAAAAAUCGGAUAGUGAUGAUGAAAUACAAAAUCUUAUGUUUCAUUCAAUAAAUAUUGAUACAUCACGAAAUUUUAAUAGAAAAGAAAAUACAACAUGGCCAGUCAGAAAUAUCAACAACAUUUCGAAAAUUUCAAGGCAUGACUCCGUGGAAUCUGUUAAUAGUGAUUUACAACAAAAAACUAUUUACGAAAGAGACCAACCUUUGUUUCUGCAGUUAAGUUGCUCUAUUCGAUUUCAAACUAGAUCUGGUUUUAGCAGUAUUCCCGUAAAAUCUUUACCAACAUGUUUUAUGGAAAUUGUACAAAAGAUGGAAGAUUAUAAAGAAGAAAAUAUAGCUAAUUUAAGUCUACCUGAUUUAAAAAUUACUUUGGAUAUCAUAUGCCUAAAUCUUCCAAGAGAAGUAUUGGAAAUAAAUUUAGAACGAUAUUCUGGUUUAAGAGCAACAUCUUUUUGUAGUGGUUCACCUAUAGGUAGUUUGCGAACAGAAAGUGGAUGUAGUUUAGAAAAUAAUGCUAGAAAUGAAUCAUUUCAAGAAAAAAUGUCGCAUUUACCUUUGAGUCAACAUAAUGCUAUAACCAAUUUAAAAGAUGAAAUUGAAUGGCUUUUACAAGAUGAAACUACAACUGCACUCCUAGAUCAUCCUUUUAUAAAUGAGAAUAUUUUAAAUUUCGUUGCAAAUCAUGUUUCGGAAUCAACAGACAGAUUUAGCUGUAAAGUAGAAAAAGUUCCUUUAUAUUUUGUAUUUUCAUCAGACGAUAGUAAACCUAAAUUUAUAAGUGAAUUAAAAAAACUUCAAAUUGAUAAAUAUUGUAUUCGUCAAGAAGGAAAUUUAUUUUAUUUCAUAAAGGACAUGGAACAGGUAUCGACUGAUAUCGUUUCUGAACAAUUUAGGAAUGGAAGAAAAGAAUCAAAAAUAAAAGAUAAUAGUGUAAUAGAAAACCUAGAAAUAGAAAAGUUACAAGAAAACAUAAACAAUUGUACAAAAAAUAAUCUCAAUGCAGAAUUUAAAUCCAAAGAAUCUUAUUCUAAUAAUUUAACACAUGAGAGAGAAAACACUGAGAAUGAAUGUAAAAGGAAUAUUAUAUCUGAAAAUAAAUUUCAAUGGUUAAUAGAUCUUGAUAACCGUAAAAGUGCUCUACCUAAUUUUUGGUUAAUUUUAAAUGUUGAAAAUGAUUAUGUAAAUGUGUACUUUCAUUGUAGAUUUUUAGAAAUAAUAUCGCCAGAAGUAAAUAGUUAUUGGCAUACUCAAAAAAUGUUAGUUUCUCAAAUAAAAAGUAUUUGUCGUCGAGUGAAUCAAUAUUUACUUCUACAAAAUCUUCACAAAACAAGCAAAUGUUCAGAACUUUUAGAAACAGAAUCAAAUGAAGAUUAUAAUUGGAAAUCAGAGACGAUAAAUGAAUUUAGCAAUGUUGUACAAAAUAGAGAUUCAACGCAAAAUUUUACACCGGGAAUGUUUCGAUGUCGUGUUGUCUGGAAAUUUACCUUUCAGCUGCACCCUCGAUUAAAAACUGGUCCAGGGAGAUCAGGACUUUCUCGUGGUAUAAAAGCUCUACACGGAGUACUUAAUAGAUUUGCUGUUAGUAAUAGAAAUAACAUGUUUGUAUAUCAAGAGAAUAAUAAAAAUGUGUUUUACUUAAGAUUACAUGAACAAAUUAGCGAUGGAAAAACUUUACAAAAUAAAUUAUCGGAAAGCGAUGAACAACUUGUUGUUUCUCGAAGCAAUAGUGUAGUUUCAUUAUCACAAGUUAAGUUAAAUGAUAAUUCCACAUCAAAUGACACAAGGCCUAGAGUUCGAUCUUUUAGUGAGAAAGAAUCAAAUGUUUUAAAUAAAACUGAAGAUUCAAUCAUCUUAAUGGUACAUGGAAUCUCUGACGCGGGACCGGAAGUUAAACGUGAUUUGGUACAAGUUUUGCAAAAUCGUUUAGAUGACGCAGUUUUAGAAGUUUUAUCUAUCAUGUUAGCAAGAAAUCCAAUGUGUAAAUUAACACCUGCUGAUGUGCAUUUUAUUCAGCCACCAAAGCCUCCAGAGUCUAUUAUACGGUUAAAUGUACAAAAACAUUGUUUAUUAUAUAUAACUGCUUUAGAAUUUUAUUUGCGUCAAAAUAUUCUUCAGUUUUUAUAUAUACCAAAAUAUACCGAUAACAGAGUAGAAUAUCAUUUUCAAGAUUAUUCACAACUCGAAGGAUCUAUUAAAAGAAUUUCUGAAUCAGACAUUUUUCUGUAUAAUCAAAGUCAUUCUACUGGAAGUAAAGGUAUUGCUUGUAUUGCUUUAGCAAUUACAGGAGAAUAUGUUGAUUCUACUAAAUUAAACGAAUUUUCAAAAAUUAAUUUUCCUGAAACAAUAAAUAUAGAAGAUUUUAAAAGUAUUGUAUCAACAUCAAUUCAUGAUAAAAAUUCUACAGAAUUAUUACCUUUAAUCGAAUUUAAAAUUUGGAAACAAGGUCGAGUUAAUCUUGAAUCUUUAUUACAAAAAAAAUUAUGUUCUGCAGUUAAACAUGCAAUUUGGGAUUUAGUUACGGAAUAUAAAUUUUUAUCAACAUCUUUAACAGAACCAUUUACAAAAAAUAUUCAAGAGACAUAUAUUGAAACUAAAGAAAAUCAAACUUCAAUGAAAAUUGAACCAAAAAUAACACACGAUGUAAUAAUUGAUCAAUUUGAAACAGGUGAAGAUGGAAAAUUACAUAGUAUUUAUUGCGUAACAUUAUCGCAAUGGUUUCAAUUUGCUUUAGAAAUUGGAGUUCCAUCGGUAAAAAAGCAUGAAAUAAUUCUUAAUCACAGACAUCCCAUAUCUACAAUUAUUACAGAAUUGGAGACUCUCAUACAAAGUCAAGCACCAGAUACUUCUAGUAGAGCUUUUGUCUUAAAAGAUAGACAACCAUUCAUUGAAAAACGUAUUUUAAAUGAAGAAUUAUUAACUACAUUAAAAAAAAAUAAAUAUCCUGUGUUAGAAAGCGAAGAAAAAUCAAAUUUACCUCUUUAUAUACCAUGUGAUUUUAAUAAGGAUGUACAAGGAACUUAUACUAAAUGUAUUUUAAUAGCUAGAAAUUUUCAUCAAUGGAAAGCUUCAAUUAGUAAAACAGUACAAUCAGAAUUACUUAUUCCGAAAGAUCAAAAACUUUUACAAAAAUUUAAUCCUUUGAUAUUGGAUAAUACUAAUUUCGUAUCAAGACAACGAAUAUUACUCGCUGAAGUCCAAAGUGAUAAUAUUACUCUUUACAUGUAUAAUUGGUCGAAAGAGAAGUCUGAAAAAUUAAUAAAACAAGCCACGAAUUUGGGUACAUGGCUUUCAUCAAGGUCAAAUUUUUUUACAAAUGUAAUAAUGCAAAAAUUAGGAAUAUUUUAUCAUCGACCAAGUUUUUCAAGAGAACAUGCUAAUUCACAAUAUCUUCAAAUUAUGGAUAUGGAAAGUCUUACAAAAUUUUCUGCUGUAUCAUAUAAUGAUGGGAAAGAUUGGUCGAAAUUGAAUACUAGAUCACAAAACAUAAAGCAUAAUCAGUUUUCGUGGAACGAAGUAAUUGGUCAAACAAUGCGUGAUGUAAAACCUAAUAACAUUUUUCAUAGCAGUAUAGAUCCAACAGUGAAGGCAGUUUGCGAUUUGCAAGACUUACGAUCUCGCGAAAAAAAAAUAAAAGAAGAUUUGAAUAAAUUAUAUACAAUGUGGCAAAAUCGUAGUGCUACCCCAAACAUUCCAAUUUCAAUUACUGCUUUAAAUACUUUCAAACAAUAUUCUCGUUUAAUACAUUUUUGUCACACGCCGUUAUUAUUUUUACCUUCAUGGCGUUUACAAUCUGCUGCUACAAGAGAUCAUUCCCUUACAACGCAAUCAACUUUAAACGCAGAAAUUAAUAUAUAUCAACAAUUAUCUCAGCAAAUACAAAAAAGCCAAGAUGACCAAACAGAUAUUAUUAGAUGGCAUAAGGAAUUAUGCAGUUUAAUGUUAUCUGAAUAUAACAAUAUCUUCAUUCAUUAGGUUUUACUUCUGUACAAAUAGAAUCAUCCGAUAAAAGUUUUGAAGAACAAAUUCAGCAACAAUCUUAUUAUCUUUAAAAAAAUCAAUGCUUGGGGGGAGUAUUACUAUUUGAAAUUCAUUUAUCGCAACCUUUCUUUAUUGUUAAAUUACAUAUUAUUGAAUGCAGUCGACUACAGACAAAAGCAAGUAGUGCUCUAGUGAAUCAAUUUAUGCUAAGUUUUGUGGAUGCAUGUGACAAAAUCAAAAUUAAUAUGCAUCUACAUUCAUUUACAUAUGAUUUUCAUUUACGUUGUAUCCAUUCGUAUAUAGCUGGGACUGGACCUUGGUUAGUACAACAAGGUUAUCAUCUCAUUCAUUUUCUUGAUGAUUUUAACAAAUAUUAUAGCAAAGCUCCAAAUUAUGCAAGAAAUCUUAUAUACAGUGAUGUAAUAACUAUUCGCAAUUUAGCAAUAUCCGGUCGGAAUUUAUAUUCUUAUUUAUUAUCUCAUGAAAAGAUUUAUAACAUGCGUGUAUUUAUAAUGAAAAAUGAUCUUGAUGAUUCUGAAGAAAGUGAAUAUGUUUUAGUAAGCUUAAAAAGUACUCCUUUAAUUAGUUACUGUGACGCACAAGAUACAAAAUAUGCUGAUGAUUUUGAUGUUGUUCUUAUUGUAUCACAUUUAGAACAAUCUUCACAAAUAGAAAAAACAGAAAUUACUUUAAAA
Messenger RNA from Apis florea (little honeybee), 9271 nucleotides. RefSeq names its product KICSTOR complex protein SZT2. The record is from RefSeq and is a predicted model, not a curated record. Gene Ontology annotation, cellular component: peroxisome. Lineage: Eukaryota; Metazoa; Arthropoda; Insecta; Hymenoptera; Apidae.